Messenger RNA from Aedes aegypti (yellow fever mosquito), 2608 nucleotides. RefSeq names its product histone-lysine N-methyltransferase E(z) (gene E(z)). Gene Ontology annotation, molecular function: histone H3K27 methyltransferase activity; protein binding. Lineage: Eukaryota; Metazoa; Arthropoda; Insecta; Diptera; Culicidae. The transcript has 7 exons. The coding region runs from base 210 to 2498 and encodes 762 amino acids. The record is from RefSeq and is a predicted model, not a curated record. Gene Ontology annotation, biological process: chromatin remodeling.
GACGGGUGCGUUGAACCGAGGGCGGGCUUUUAAACUUCAACACAAAGCAAGCAGCAGAAAAUUUUCCGCGUUUUUCGCGUCUGCUGUUUGUUCUCAAAAUCUGCAGAUUAGAACCUACUUUUAAUCAAAAUCGUCUCGAACAUCGAUGGAAUAAUCUUCGAUAGUUUUAACUAGUUUUGUCCUGUGCGGUGCUGUGAUUGUGGUUCAUCAUGAUGGCCAAGGCCAAACUUACGCUCGACUGGAAGAAGCGCGUCAAGUCGGAGUACAUGAAAAUCCGAGCCAGCAAAAGGCACAAACGGGCGGACGAGGUCAAAACUGCUUGGAACAGGAACCGUCAAAAGCUGUUGGACCUGUUGGUGAAGGAAAACGACACGUGGCUGUCGACGAAUGCCACCUGGGUGCAAAAUGAGACUGAACUUCCCCACGUGGAGUGUAUGAAAAAGGCUGAGAUAGUCAACAAUGAGGGAAUGCACCAGACUGUUCCGAUACGGGUGAUCACUGCCGUAACUCCGAUCCCGACCAUGUACACGUGGGCCCCUACCCAGCAAAACUUCAUGGUUGAGGAUGAAACCGUUUUGCACAAUAUCCCGUACAUGGGUGACGAGGUCCUCGAUCAGGACGGUUCGUUUAUCGAAGAACUGAUUAAGAACUACGACGGGAAGGUGCACGGCGAUAAGGAGGGUAGCUUUAUAGAUGAUUCCAUUUUCGUUGAAUUGGUACAUGCGCUGAUGCAGUACACGGGAAGGGACGUGGACUCCAGCAGCAAUGAUAGCACCAAGGUUACUAGAAAGACUGCCGUUGACGAGACUGCCAAAGACCCCCUGCCUUCCACCUCCAAGGUCAAGGGGAAAACUGAUACUAAGGAUGAUAAUGCAACAGACACUGCCAAGGAGGAAGGACUGCCCAAGCUCAAGCUAGAACCGUUUGUAAUUGUUAAGAAGGAAGUUAUCGACGAGAAGCCCUUCCCUCCGCCGAUAAUUUUCCAAGCCAUCAGCUCUCAAUUUCCCGACCACGGCACCCCAGAGGAACUGCGCGAAAAGUAUAUUGAGCUGACCGAACGUGUCGAUCCGGAACGCCCUCCUGAAUGCACUCCCAACAUCGACGGACAGAGGGCCGAGUCUGUGUCGAGAGAACAGACACUCCAUUCCUAUCAUACGUUGUUCUGUCGACGAUGUUUCAAAUAUGAUUGUUUCUUGCACCGAAGUCACGUUGUUGGCCAGUCGCCGAAUCGUCUUCAAGCUUGCCAUCCGGGUCCCAAUCUGCAGAAGAGACGUUGGCCAGAGCUGAAGCAAUCGACGAAGCCGUGCAGUGCCGCUUGCUACAUGUUGCUGGAUGGCAUGAAGGAACGUCUGGCGGUGGACAACAAGAACAAAACCCCGAUGGAUUCGGGCAACGAGGCCAGCUCUGAGGAUAGCAAUGACAGCAGUCGCUACAGCAAGGAAGCUCCUUUCGGUUCUAAGGAUCCCAGCACCACCAACGGCCAACGCAGUAAUGGUAACGGGUCGGUCAACAAUUCCGCCACUCUGCUAAGCCUUUUGCAGACGGCCGACGAGGAAUGGAACGGUUCGGACAAGUCAUUCUUCCGCACGUUACACAAGGUCUACCUUAACAACUACUGUGCCAUUGCGGAAGCAAUGCUUAUGAAGACCUGCCAGCAGGUGUACAUGUUCGCUCAGAAAGAAGCCGCCGAUAUCCCACUAAUUGAGGCCAACAAAGACAACACCCCGCCGCGCAAGAAGAAAAAGAAGCACCGUCUGUGGUCGAUGCACUGCCGUAAGAUUCAGCUCAAAAAAGACUCCAGCUCGAAUCACGUGUUCAAUUUCACCCCGUGCGAUCAUCCGGGUCAGUGCGAUACCAACUGUCCGUGCAUUGGGGCUCAGAACUUCUGCGAGAAGUUCUGCAACUGUAGCAGCGAUUGCCAGAAUCGCUUCCCAGGUUGUCGCUGCAAGGCGCAAUGCAACACCAAACAAUGCCCGUGUUAUCUGGCCGUGCGCGAGUGCGAUCCGGAUCUGUGCCAGACUUGCGGCGCGGAGCAUUACGAAAUCUCCAAGAUCACCUGCAAAAAUGUUAGCGUUCAGCGUGCUUUGCAUAAACAUCUCCUGAUGGCACCGUCGGACGUGGCCGGGUGGGGAAUAUUCCUGAAGGAGAGCGCCCAGAAGAACGAAUUCAUCUCGGAGUACUGCGGAGAGAUCAUCUCGCAGGACGAGGCCGAUCGCCGGGGAAAAGUGUACGACAAGUACAUGUGCAGCUUUCUGUUCAACUUAAAUAAUGAUUUCGUCGUGGACGCCACUCGCAAGGGCAACAAGAUCCGCUUCGCCAACCACUCCAUCAAUCCGAACUGCUACGCCAAGGUCAUGAUGGUGAACGGCGACCACCGGAUCGGGAUCUUCGCCAAGCGAGCCAUCCAGCCGGGAGAGGAACUGUUCUUCGACUACAGAUACGGGCCGACCGAGCAGCUUAAGUUUGUCGGCAUCGAGCGGGAGAUGGAGUUUCUCUAAAAUUGAAUAGAGCCCAGCAGCAGGAUAGGAUACGGAAGUAGUUUUAAGGACAAUUGAAAAUUUUUAACAGUGUAGGGCACUCGAAGACAUAAUAAAUACAUGCAAAGCUA